AUGUGGCUGGUUCAAUGCGACAAGUAUGCAGCCUGGAAGACCGAGGAGAACUCGUUUAUAUGGCUCUACGGAAUCCCAGGGUGCGGCAAGACAAUCCUCAGCUCGACCGUCAUUGAGGACUUGGGACGGAGCGAGCCUUCUUCUCUGUCCUUCCUUUAUCACUACUUCGAUUUUAGCAAUGUACGAAAGCAGUCUCGUGAGAACGCGGUCCGUUCGCUCAUUAGCCAGCUUUACGACAAGAAGCCAAACGUUCGAGAACACCUAGACUCACUGCACACCUCCUGCCAUAGCGGCAACCAACAGCCGAGCGAUCAAGCGCUACGUAGGGCGUUCCAGAGCAUGAUCCAGGAUACCGGCGAGAUUUGGAUCGUUCUUGAUGCACUUGACGAGUGCCAGAAUCGGAAUGAGUAUUCGGAUCUGAGCCUACUCGAGUGGUUCGAAUUUCUUCAAGGGGAGCAAGGCAAUGUGCACCUGCUUGUCACGAGCCGCCCAGAGCAAGACAUUGAAUCGGCCAUCGACAGAUAUCGGGGUAGCAUUAAACAUUCAAUCUCGAUCCAAAGCGACUUGGUGAAAGGGGACAUCAAAGCUUAUAUCCGUGCAAGGCUCAUAGGUAACAGUGAACUACGCAGAUGGCGGUCAAACAUACCUGUGCAAAAUGAGAUUGAAGCGGUCCUGAUAGAGAAGGCUGACGGAAUGUUUCGCUGGGUACAAUGCCAGCUUGAUGACCUAGAACAUCGUUUUACCCGUCGAUCUGUGAGAACAGCUCUUGCGUCGCUACCAAGGACUUUAGACGAUACGUACGCACGGAUCCUACAGAACAUACCCGAAGACUAUAGGGAGCAUACGAAGCGAAUGCUACAAUUCCUGACCUAUUCCGAGCAUCCCAUGACAUUCCGUGAGCUUGUCGACGCUCUUGCGGUUGAGGUGGAGCCGAGGCGUUCAUUUGACCCAACCGACAGGAUGCCUGACCCGGCGGAGGUCACGAGAUAUUGUUCCAGCCUGGUCAUGGUCAUCUCAGGAGAUAAGCUUCCUUUUUCCAUUCGUUUUCCGAUGUCGAGCCGUCUCAGCACGAGCACGUAUACUAGAAGUAUCGAAUGGGAUACAGACGACUUUUGGGAAAAUGAGAUCCAGCUUUCUCACUUUUCCGUAAGGGAGUAUCUCACCUCAGAGAGACUUCCAGAAUACUUAGCCAAGGACCUUGAAAACAUCGCUGCCAGGGCUGCUAUUGUCCAGGUCAGCCUAGCAUAUCUCCUGGGCAUCGACCACAACCGUUCAAGAAGGAAGAUCGCGCGGAAAUUCCCGUUUGCUGACUAUGCGGCACGAUACUGGGCAAGCCAAGCGGCGAUGGUGGAGGCAUUCAGUCAGGAGACGCGACGGCUUAUACAAUAG
Diaporthe citri is the source of this 1389-nucleotide messenger RNA. RefSeq lists its product as uncharacterized. Bases 1 to 1389 code for a protein of 462 amino acids. Lineage: Eukaryota; Fungi; Ascomycota; Sordariomycetes; Diaporthales; Diaporthaceae. The record is from RefSeq and is a predicted model, not a curated record. The transcript is spliced from 2 exons.